Molecule: messenger RNA, 2091 nt
Organism: Gavia stellata (red-throated loon)
Lineage: Eukaryota; Metazoa; Chordata; Aves; Gaviiformes; Gaviidae
Gene: CDKN2C
Product: cyclin dependent kinase inhibitor 2C
Exons: 2
Coding region: 45-548 (167 amino acids)
Biological process (GO): regulation of cyclin-dependent protein serine/threonine kinase activity; negative regulation of cell population proliferation
Cellular component (GO): nucleus
Molecular function (GO): protein kinase binding; cyclin-dependent protein serine/threonine kinase inhibitor activity
Source: RefSeq, a predicted model, not a curated record
AAAAAAAAUCUCAUCUUUUUUCCGAUCGUCAGUCACCCUAAAGAAUGGCCGAGCCUUCUGGGAACGAGCUGGCGUCCGCGGCUGCCAAGGGGGACCUAGUGCAACUUACUAAUUUGUUGCAAAAGAAUGUAAACGUCAAUGCACAAAAUGGAUUUGGGAGGACUGCGCUGCAGGUGAUGAAACUGGGGAACCCCGAAAUUGCCAGGAGGUUGCUCAUGAACGGUGCAAACCCCAAUCUGAAAGACAGUACUGGCUUCGCUGUCAUUCAUGAUGUAGCCAGAGAGGGUUUUCUGGACACUUUGCAGACUCUGCUGGAGUUUAAAGCUGAUGUUAACAUUGAGGAUGAGGAGGGCAACCUGCCCUUGCACUUGGCGGCCCGGGAGGGGCACGUGCGGGUGGUGGAGCUCCUGCUGGAGCGCGCGGAGUGCAAGGUGGGCCACCAGAACAAGCGGGGGGCCACCGCCUACGACCUGGCCAAGCUCUACAAGAGGUCCGCCGUGGUGAAGCUCUUGGAGGACAGCAGCUUCUUCUCUGCAGACAUGGAUUAAACCCGGCUCGGAGGCGCUCUCCUUUGGACAUGAAGGCUUUCAGCCGCUUCUUCUUCCCCCCUCCUUUUUAAUAACAUUUGUUGCAACCUUACUUCUAUGCUUUUUUUUCUUUUUUCAUUUUUUUUUGAACAAGCGAUAGUGUAAGUCUCAAGAAAUUCUAGAGGUGGGUUUUUAGAUAAUGGAAAUGUUUUAAAUCCACGCUCCCAGCAAUUUCUUACACCUGCCAUUUACUAAGUACUCACAGACUCAGCCGUGCAUAUGUCGGUUGCUCAUACCUAGUUUUCCAGUAUCAAGUUUUACAAUUUAUUUUAGGUCAUUCGUAUUAAAACAUUAAUACAAGAGCUACGUAUUCACAUGCUUAGUGUUGCUGGACUUUUCUGAAAAAGAAAUAGCAUACUGUGAUUUCUCCCACCUCUCAACGCACCCCCCUCCUCUUUCCUCCCCCCCCCCCGCCUCGGUCAGGCUUAAGAGUUUGAAGUCCUGUUUUGGAUUAAAACAGCCUUUUAAGGGGUAACCUGCAACCCCCUGCUCAGGCAGAGCUUGACGUCGAAGGCUGCUUGGCCUGAGGACAGAGGAUGGCGCUUAGAGGCUUUGGGAAAUAGCUGCACUUUGACACUAACAAGAGCUUGUAGAAGUAGGUCACUUACUUUCUAAAUGUAGAUGACACUUUUCCUCUUUGUGUAUUUAAACUUUCACCAAGCUGGUUUUGAAUUUAGUUACCAGAAAGAGUAUAAGUGGUGUUUUUUUGAUUGCCAGAGGUUUGAAACAGCUCAGUUCAGUAGUUCGUGUUUACUGUGCACUGAACAAGACGUUUUUUCUAGUUUCAAAACAAGCAGCAGAGCAGCAUUGUCAGAGGCAAGAGGACUCGAAGGAUGCAAGACAAGUUUUCUGGUCGCUUCAUGAGCUGAGCGCAGUUUAGAUGCUCUUUAAGAAAUAUUUGCUUUCCACCAACUAUACUGUUUUGCCUGGAAAUAAACUAUUUUAAUGAUAGAUGCAUCUCACAAAACAGGACUAUUUGAAUAUGGUGACAUUUAGGAAGCAGCACGUUUGAUAUUCGGGAAGUUCUGUCAUUGCUUGCACCUAAAACACAAUUUAACCAUUGAAUUUUUUCCAUUGCGAUACAGCUGAGAGUAUUCAUCAGACUCAAAUGCAUUUGCCUCUCCAGCUACAACAGGAGCUAACGACGCUCAGCACCGUAUUGGGAAGAGUUUUGUAGGAAACUUUUAACGUUUGUAGUUAAAUGUUAUUGGACAGAUGGGCAGUUUAAAGUGCUUUAUUUUGAAUAGUCUAAAUAUUAAUUGCGCGAAAUAGAAGGUUUUAAACUAAUGCAAAAUGAAUAGUACUUAAAAUAGGACUUAAAAGAGGAGGGGGUGUACAUCAGUUUAGAUUUUAACUCUUCAAAAAAAAAAAGGUUUUAGCCCUACAAAAUCAGUUACUACCGUUUAUCAAGUAAAAAGUAAUUCGCUGAAACUGUCUGUCACGUUUACGAGACGCUCUGUCACACUGCUGUGUUUUCUGAUUAAAAACCUCUGUGAAAUGCGAA